UUCGACUGGCCCACCGACUGGAUAUUAGCCGUCAUGCUCGCAGUGGAUGCAGCCGGAAUGGUAGGAUGCGGGAGAGCUCGCUUGAAUAUUGCCCCUGAUCGUCCGAUUGGAGUCUCUUUUGUCGAUAACCCUACUUGCAACGACGAGCUUGUGGACAUGUGUUGGAGCUUGGGGUUUUUUUCUAUGUUGCAACCAAGACAUCAGGUCAUCUUCGAAGCGCACCUGGCGUGGUUCCUUGGCACAGGCGGGAGAAGUUUCACUCAGUUCUCCAGGCGCCAGUAAGGAUGCCGGCAGGCACUUUGGACGUUUAUCUAGACUGCGCAAAAGGUCUCAAGGACACCGAGAUCAUUGGAAAAGCAGAUCCCUAUGUAGUUCUGAAAGCCGGAAAAGCAACCGGGAAAACCAAGACUUGCAAGGAUCAAGGUGGCUCGCCAGUGUGGGGAGAGAAGAUUCGUCUUCACAUCGCACCCGGCUGCAAACAAUUGGUUCUGACGAUCUUCAAUGCCAACACAUUUUAUAAAGAUGACAUAAUGGGGACAGCGACGAUUACUCUGUCCGAAGUGUUUGAUGCUGACAACAAGUUUCCGGAUGGGACCUUCUUGAGCCCGUCGGCAGAUUAUCCAGUUACUCGCGUGGACGGGAAAUCUCAGGGGAAAAUCACACUCACGUUAGUCUUCGAGGAAGAAGGAAACAACCUAAACCUAGGGGAAUGAAACCUUGUAAGUAUUGACCGGGAGUGCCCAGCUAGAAGGUUCAAAGACGCCGUUAGUCUUCUGCGGACAUUUCAGGCGACAAGGUUAGACUAGAAGGAACACAUAGACCAGAUCUACAUCGCUGAAUUCAUGAAGCUAGACCUAAGUGUCGCUACUAGCAAUGCGCGGGGAGGGAGAGGAUCUAGGGAAACCUCGUCUUGUGUAACUGUCGAUCAUCCUACACAAUUGAGCUUCAGUGCGUAAAUGACUUUCGAGUGAGUCAUCGGACUCAUUCUACAUGUAACCGAAGCACUUUCUAAAACUUUUCUGAUCCCCAUCAAAUCCA
Messenger RNA from Physcomitrium patens, 1038 nucleotides. RefSeq names its product 16 kDa phloem protein 2. The record is from RefSeq and is a predicted model, not a curated record. NCBI's taxonomy places the organism in Eukaryota, Viridiplantae, Streptophyta, Bryopsida, Funariales, Funariaceae.